Molecule: messenger RNA, 409 nt
Organism: Aspergillus japonicus CBS 114.51
Lineage: Eukaryota; Fungi; Ascomycota; Eurotiomycetes; Eurotiales; Aspergillaceae
Exons: 1
Coding region: 34-342 (102 amino acids)
Source: RefSeq, a predicted model, not a curated record
CGGCGAUCUAAGCGGUACUUGCUAUCCCAAUCCAUGUCUUGCUCGUUCCAUGUGCACGUCGCUUGGCCGAUUGCGCAGACCUAUGCUAAGAGCCGCGAUGGUCUAAAAGAUACCUUCGUUUCUCCGUACAUGUCUACGGCACAUCUUUAUAGGGUCGACGUCAUUGUUCCACUUCUAUUUCUGCGAAUUGUGUCGUUACUCAAUGCUGCUUUCCUCCAGCUCAUAGGCUCUGCAGCGCCAUGUGCAGUUAUUGGCGUGCUCCACCUACUUCUGCGUCUCGCUGUAGUAUCUCUUACUUUUCUCUUGGAAAAGAUCGGUGUCAAUGUAUUCAUUCAAGGCUGACAGCGUCUGAGAGAUACAGUGGUGUGCAAGAGUGGCAUCUGGCUGAUUGACUGAGUCAAGCAUAAAA